Molecule: messenger RNA, 1650 nt
Organism: Perca fluviatilis (European perch)
Lineage: Eukaryota; Metazoa; Chordata; Actinopteri; Perciformes; Percidae
Exons: 1
Coding region: 439-1113 (224 amino acids)
Source: RefSeq, a predicted model, not a curated record
GGUCAGAGCUGAGUACACUGCACUUGCGGGCCUUAAACUGAGAAAAAAAAUAUAGCUUUAAGUCAACUGGAGUACGCUUCAAACCCCUUAAACAGCUCAUUGCAGUUCACUAAUCAGAGCUGUAAGAAGCUAAUUUGACUUUCAGAGAGGUUAAGAAUAGAGAUUAGAGAGACCGAGGAGGGCGUGACAGUGAGCCAGCCGUACAGGCAAGCUGCUGCUGCAAGGGGGAGGAAGAGCAGGCGAUGCAUCAGCCAAAGCCAGAGGUCAAGAAAAAACGCGAAAUAAUAGUGAAAAGGUAGACUGAGAGAGAGGGGGUCGUUUGUGACCUGAGCCAGAAAAAAACAGACACCAGCCUCUCUUUGUUGUGUGGGCCACCGAGCAGGGAUGUGAAGCAGAGCACCAGGGAGGAAGGGAGGCGACUGCAAGAAAGACAAGAAAAUGCUCUCAGAGAUGAUGUGCAGGAGGAGAUUGCAGCAGCAGGGUGGGAAAGAGGCUGCACAGAGGGACCCUUCCAUUCGUAGGAAACACGGCUGGUCCAAGAGCUGCAGGGGGCGCCUGCAGGGCCGGAGGACAGGAAGGGGAGGGUGGCCAAAAGGGCGUAAUCACCACCAGCACCCUCAACGUCAUCCUCCUCAUCAUUACCCUCAGCCGCAACACUUCCAGAGGCCAGUGAUGUCCCUCCGGCCCGUUAACGUCAAAGGAAACAGAGCGAGGGGGAUGCGGGCCCCCAAGAACACCAACCAGUUUCUAAUGCACGAGAAGUACCAGAUGCUGCACAUGCGCUCCGACUCAGUGGGGAGCGACAGCGGCAGCUGCUCCGACAGCGAGGUGGAGCUCACAGACAUGGACUCAUACCUGGGCGUCCUGGAGAAUGCAAGAGGAGCCCUCUUGGACAGUCCCAACCCACACGGCUCAACGGCGCCACCAGGACAGAUUCUGGUACUGCACGACGACAGUCUGCGUCUGCAGGAUGACAGUCUGCGUCUGCCGGAGGACAGUCUGCGCCUGCAGGAGGACAGCAUGCAAUAUUUCCCCUCUGAAGAUGACCUGAUUCAGAGCCAGAAUUUCAUGCAGAGGGACUUUGUUGAGUUCUGUGACAUCCUGACACCCUGAAGGCAAACUUUUUUGUUCCCAGCAGUGUGAAACUCAAACCUCAGACUGAACGGGGUCAGGUUCGUUCUGCUUCAUGUUCACAGGAAAUAAAAUAAAAAUAUCCAUCCUAUCAAAGUCAUUUAGCCUUAAAAUGUUAUGUUAUUUUCCACCAGAAGAAACUUUUCAAAACAUAUUUUUUUAAAGUGUCAUUUUUUUCAUAAGCUACCCAUGCAGGUUAUGCCUUAGUUAAUCUUUUUUUCAAGAUGCUGUGUGAGUGAAAUUAUCUCAUUAUUAAGAUGGGAUAUUUUUUACAGUUCAUGUUUGGUCAUGUAAAAUGUGUCCCGGGUGCUCUAAAGUGCUGCCUUUCUGUUGUUGUUGUUGCUGCACACAAAAGGAGAUGGGUUGGGUGGUGGGAGUGAGCCCACUAGGCCAAUCGGCAUUGAGCUGGCUGGAUUAGGCUUCAGACGAUUGGCUGAAGCAGACUGUCAUUAACAAAAAAGCUUUUUAUUGUACAGAAUAAAAAUAAACCCAAAUAAAUAUCUCAUUGAUGUAACAUGG